Saprolegnia parasitica CBS 223.65 is the source of this 855-nucleotide messenger RNA. RefSeq lists its product as hypothetical. The coding region runs from base 17 to 793 and encodes 258 amino acids. NCBI's taxonomy places the organism in Eukaryota, Oomycota, Saprolegniomycetes, Saprolegniales, Saprolegniaceae. The record is from RefSeq and is a predicted model, not a curated record. The transcript has 2 exons.
UUCUUGACUUGCCAUCAUGCACCCGACCGAGUACAUGAUGCCACUACCGCCAUUGCAUGCCUUCCAGCGCCACCACGACACGCCGCUCUCGACGUCGCUGCCACCCAUCAAGCUCGCGCCGUCGUACGAGCCGACGCGGCCGAUGAGCAACUUUAGCAUCGAAGUCAUCACGGGCAUGUCGUCGCCGCCAGCGUGCAAGAAGCGCAAGAUGGGCAUGUACGACAUCAUGGACGCCGAGCCGGCGCACGCCAAGCAUCCGUCGCCGCCGUCUUCACUCACGAUCUUUCCGUCGCAGCGCCGGGGCAGCAGCCGCCGCCGCCCAGCGACCAUUGCGCGGCUCAAGAGCGGCAAGGACAUCUGCGUGGUCGCACACGACGGCGUCAUUGACUGGCUCGACACGUACUUCAUGUAUGGCUUUGACGCCAACUCGAUCUUUGGGUCGCUUUGCCCCGUCGAGAAGGGCGAGUGGGUCCAAGAAGAGCUCGACUACCUCCGCCAGCUGCUGCAUUUGAUCAAGGCCGGCAAGAUGCGCGUGCCGUUUGGCAAGUCGCUCGACACGUACCUCAGCGACCGCCUCCACUCGGACCUCACGCGCAUGCGCAAGCAGCUGCAGAUGAUGCAGGUGCACACCGACGUGCCGCGUCUCGCGCAUUUGCAUCCGAUGACGGACGACGAGACGAGCGCGCUUAAGGACGUCAAGAUGCGCUUCUUGCUCCACCACCAGGCCAGCGUCGUCGAUCAAAUGCAGAACCAGGCGCUCGACCAGUCAUGGGUCCUCUCACUCAAGCAGUGAGGUGUGUAGUAGACAGAUAGGAUAGUAGGUAGUCUCGGUGUUGUCAACGGAGAGGCGCCCGG